UUGAAGAUCCAAGAUGGCGGCGCGCGUGACUACGCGUUGGCGUUCGUAGCCGCAUAUACAGAGAGCGCGUAUGUACAGUCGACGGGAUUUACGCGGCGGCGUGCGCCCUUAACGACCAGGUAAGGUACCCUCCUCGGAUUUCCGCGAGUUUUCCGCAAGCGGACGGAGUGCGGAGUGCCUGGGACGAGAAGAUCAUCAAGUUUGUCCUCGAGAACCCGUCCGGCGUCGCGUGGCGGACCUCCAACGAAUUCGUCUUCGAUUCUGCCAACUGCUUCCGGCACUGGGCUCGGCCCCGGCUGACGUUUCUCGACUUCGUCACGGCGAGGAGCUCCGACGCCUCCCGAAACCCUUUUGGAAGCCGAGAUCGCCGCGCAAAAGGCCGAAAAGGCCCGCUCUUUGCAGGAAGUCUGGAACGUUCCUCUGCUUCGGUGGCGAAGUGCCGAAUCGGUUCAAGGUGACUCUGUUUUCUUGGACCGAGGCAGAUCGACAGGUUGACGGUGCUGCGAGUCGAUUUCUCUGCGUCUCGGCAUCUUGGUUUUGUAAAUGAGUAUUACAUCAGUUUCAAAGUGACUUCAUCAUCUUUUGGAGGAAAGUGCAUCGAUACGUCGGCAGUGGGUGAGGUGCGAGGGGAUUGGUCUUUUGAAGGCGGAGGAGAAAUUGCAGGAAUUUUUGAAAGCCUACAAGUCGAGCAAGGCUCCUUUCCUUGUCUUUAAGAGGAAGGACUCGGAAGUCCUAUAAAUUUCUCACAGCCAUGGGUUUGACGAUCAGCAGUCUGCUGACCCGUCUCUUCGGCAAGAAGCAGAUGAGAAUUCUUAUGGUGGGGCUCGACGCAGCAGGGAAAACCACGAUCCUGUACAAGCUGAAGCUCGGAGAGAUAGUGACAACCAUCCCCACGAUCGGCUUCAAUGUGGAGACAGUCGAAUACAAAAACAUCUGCUUCACGGUCUGGGACGUCGGUGGCCAGGACAAGAUCCGGCCACUCUGGAGGCAUUACUUCCAGAACACUCAGGGUCUCAUCUACGUGGUUGACAGCAACGACCGGGAGAGAAUCGCAGAGGCCGAAAGAGAGCUCUCUAACAUGCUGAAGGAGGAUGAGCUGCGGGACGCUGUACUAUUAGUGUUCGCCAACAAACAAGAUCUACCUAACGCCAUGUCAGCUGCGGAGCUGACUGACAAACUGGGCCUGAACUCGUUACGAGGUCGACAUUGGUACAUUCAGAGCACCUGCGCCACCCAGGGUCACGGUCUCUACGAGGGCCUCGAAUGGCUCAGCAACGAGCUCGCCAAGAAGUGAUAGAGCUUCGAGCUUCGGCUACGCUUCCACUGCUGGAAGACUGUACACUGCGUGGAAGACCUUCUUCGGGGAGGGAAGCGAGUCUGGCCUUAAGGAACGACCUAUCAAGGAUAUCUACAUUGGGAGGGUGCAGCUUCAAUCAUGUCUUCAGGAAAGUGAUACGGUGCUUGUGGUGUAUUCUAGCGCGGUCUCUUGUCACGGUGUUGGGUGUUGCAAAGAGUUUCGGUGGUAAUUUCUGCGUGGGAUUGGAACUUGCUUCGGUUUACAAAAGUUUUAUUUCAGUACGGAGAGAGAUAGCGUGAAAGCUUUUGAAUACUGGAAAUUAGGAAUAUGUUCUAAUCGGUCUACUUCGGAACUUGAUCCUCCUUUUGUGAGAGUGAUUAUUCUUCGGUCUCCUCGUGCUCGAUCUAUGGAUUUAGCGGGAAGUGGUGACUCUAAAUUCCUAGAUAUUUGAUAACAUUUCACUGCCGGUUACGUAUUGAGAGCUCCAGUUGUUUCAGUCACGAUGCACAAUGUAACAUUUUCGAUAAUUAGUUAUCUUUGUAUUUCUUGUAAAUCGAAGCUAUUCAGUUCCCACUUUAUCGGCCAGAUAUCACAGCGUAACUUAAGAUGGCCGCUUUCCUCGAAAAGGUUUACGGAGAAAGCUCCUCAUGGGUCUUGUUUGACGAUUGUCUAGGUUAUGGAUAAAAAUCUUUCGAUGUAUAAAAGUCAAAAUGCAAUGCACUCCAGUGUAGAUGUAUACCAUGGAUUGUAUGAUGUGUCGCUCCGAAGGAAAGACCUCUCAUUGGCUGCGGCCAAUCAAACUUUGAUGGCCCUUAUCGCGUUCGAGUCAGAUAUCAUAGUGUAACUUAAGUUGGCCGCCUUCCUCGAAAAGGUUUACGGAGAAAGCUCCUUCUCAUGGGUCUCGUUUGUUUAUGGUCUCCGGGAUGUUCCAAGAAAUCGGCUGGACAUUGAGUACGUUUACACACGAUGGCUUACACUGGUUUUAUGACUAUCCGUGUUAAACGCGGUAUAAACGCCGUUUUAUGCGAUGGUCCCGGUAAAAUCGGAUUAAAAAUACGUUUAUACACUUAAUGGCAGUAAUUGUAACAUCGAUAGGUAUAAAACCAGUAUAAGAUUGGACGUGUAAAUGUAUUAAUUGAGUACAUUUACAUGUGUUACCUAAAGCUGCAGAUAUAAAACCGGUGAAAAAUUGCAUGUGUAAACUGAUUGGUAAUUAUAAAACCGGGGGAAGGCAGGAUGUGUAAAUGUACUAAUCGUGAGGUUCCACUUCCACCUUAGUGUUGGAUUUCGGCUGAGUUCGAGCCCAGUAUCAAAAUUGACUACGUAUCCAUCUUACUUCGAAAUCCAGGAUUUAUCGGGUUCAAAUCCAGUAAAUCCGAAUUUAAACGUCGAUCGAGACGCUCAGGAAGUCGAUUCUGUAACUUUGACUACAGUGCUCACUUCUCGCGUUGUCAUCUCACGUGAAUUUAUUCGUCCGGUUCUCCAAGUGAAAAUGUGAAAUCGAAAGCCUGAAGAAACUCGGUUCGAGAUUUCGGAGUUUCUGGGCGAGUAAUGUCACGCGAAUUAUCUCACAUUUUUACCAUAGGGAAUAUUACGGAAUCUCAGGUGUUCACUUAGAGUUUUCACUGUUUUCCAAUUCUCCAAGUGAUAAUGUGAGUUCUCUAGAGCGAAGGUAGUCUCACGCGAAUUAUCUCACAUUUUUACCAUAGGUGUUCACUUUCAGAAUUUUCACUGUUUUCCAAUUCUCCAAGUGAAAAUGUGAGUUCUCUAGAGCGAAGGUAAUCUCGCAGUUUUUGGGCGAGUAGUCUCACGCGAGGUAUCUCACAUUUUUACCAUAGGGAAUAUGGAACCGCGGGAGGCAUUCACUUUUAGAAUUUUCACUAGAUUCGAGUUACAGAAUCGACCCCCAGGAUCGAAUCGACGCGUCUGUGUCGUUUGUUAACUCUACGGUCUCUUGCUUUCACUAAUGUACACUUAAGCGGCUCAGGUGGUGAAUUUUCACCGGUUACCCUUUGUACUACCUUCGACGGAUAAUAAAUAUUAAGAACGACUUUGA
Messenger RNA from Orussus abietinus, 3353 nucleotides. It is a transcript of the gene Arf102F, whose product is annotated as ADP-ribosylation factor 2. The transcript has 4 exons. Lineage: Eukaryota; Metazoa; Arthropoda; Insecta; Hymenoptera; Orussidae. Bases 752 to 1294 code for a protein of 180 amino acids. Gene Ontology annotation, molecular function: GTPase activity; GTP binding. The record is from RefSeq and is a predicted model, not a curated record. Gene Ontology annotation, cellular component: cytoplasm; plasma membrane. Gene Ontology annotation, biological process: vesicle-mediated transport; intracellular protein transport.